CGCAAAAAUGGCGAACGUGGUGGUGGAGUUCAAGUGUUCUGCCGGUGACUCGGAGCCACUGAGUCGCCCUCUCCUGAUUCUGGGGCAACAGGCCAACCUGCAACAAAUCAGCUGGAGCCAAAUUAAAGGGAAACUGCAGCCAGUCGUCACCAAAGAGAUUUGGCAGGCGGCUCUCGUUGCUUUGAACCCAAACUCCACCAACAGCUGCCCCAUGUACCUGAACCAGGUUGUGGUGGCUGCUCUUCCUUCACGUGUCAGCAGGCACAACAGUCCUUCUUCGGCCAAUUUUGUGUCUCGUCUGAUCCGUUCCUGUCUCCCUGGAGGGAACAACCGCAGCAUUGUGAUGGUAUGUGAGCGUUCGGAUGUGUUUGCCUCGUCUUGUGCCAUCGCCAGGUCCUUCCCCAUCUUCUCCCGCCGCUCUACAUCUAUACGCAGGACAGAGAAGAAGCAUGUGACGGUGGAAUUUAUCCUUGUUGGUCCUGACAGCAGUCCUCUGGAUGCUGCAGAACUUGAGUGUCUCUCCAACGCUGCUGAUGGUGUGCGGCUGGCAGCUCGCAUUGUGGACACUCCAUGCAAUGAGAUGAAUACAGACAUCUUCUUAGACGAAAUAAAGGCUGUCGGUGCUGAACUUGGAAUCACUCCAGUCAUCAUUCGUGGAGAGGAACUGAAACAAAAAGGUUUUGGAGGUAUUUACGGUGUUGGAAAGGCGGCGGAGUAUCCUCCUGCUUUGGCAGUUUUGAGCCACACGCCCGAAGGGGCGACACAAACCAUUGCGUGGGUGGGUAAAGGCAUCGUGUACGACACUGGAGGACUCAGCAUCAAGGGAAAGACGACCAUGCCUGGCAUGAAGAGAGACUGUGGAGGAGCUGCUGCCAUUUUAGGAGCUUUCAAAGCCACAAUCAAACAGGGUUUUAAAGACAACCUUCAUGCUGUGUUUUGUCUUGCGGAGAACUCUGUGGGACCCACCGCCACUCGACCCGAUGAUAUCCACACACUCUACUCUGGAAAGACUGUGGAGAUCAAUAACACUGAUGCAGAGGGCAGGCUGGUGCUGGCUGAUGGAGUGGUGUACGCUUCCAAAGACUUGUCUGCUGAUAUCAUUUUGGAUAUGGCAACACUGACAGGAGCACAGGGGAUCUCCACAGGGAAAUUCCACGCUGCAGUGAUGACCAACAGUGAGCAGUGGGAGGUGGCGUGUGUGCGCGCCGGUCGCAGCAGUGGCGAUCUCGCUCACCCUCUGGUUUACUGUCCCGAGCUGCACUUCAGUGAGUUCAACUCCGCCAUUGCGGACAUGAAGAACUCUGUGGCUGACCGGGAGAAUGCUCAGAGCUCUUGUGCAGGCCUCUUCAUCGGUUCCCACCUGGGCUUUGAUUGGCCCGGUGUCUGGGUCCAUGUUGACAUCGCCUCUCCUGUUCAUGUAGGGGAGCGUGCCACAGGAUUCGGCGUUGCCUUGCUCAUGGCCCUGUUUGGUCAGGCAUCAGAUGACUCCUUGCUGAACCAAGUGUCUCCUCUGGGUGCGCCGAACAAUCAAUCCGAGGACCAGAUGGAGCGUGACUGUAAAAGACGAAGGCUGGUGUAGAGCACAAAACGGUUCCCCGCCCCAUGACUUCCCCACCACCACCACCACGACGCUUUCUAACCAGUGAAGCUCAUAGAGUAAUGAGAUGUAAAACUGUGUUUGGUCAAAUGUGAUUUUUAGAGAUUUAAAACAGAAAAUCUGUAAAUCGGAUGUGAUGUAAAUGAAGACGGUCAAACACCGGCUUUCACUCCACCUCCACAGCGUCUCCACUUUUUCCUCUUUACCACGAAAAAGCUGAAUUAUUCCAUUUUAAAUCUAAAUAUGGAGGUGUUGUGUCUUCUUAUUGUUUCAUUCAGGUCUUCAGCUGUGAUUUUUAUUUUAUUUGUAAUUUUUUUUUUUUUUAAACAACUGUUAAUAGAAGUUUAAGAGUUUAACAUGUACCUUACAGCCUCAGCUUUUCAACUAACCACCUCAUCAGUAGGAGUUUUUUUUAAUGUGUACAUGCAAAUGUGAUGACAGAUUUGUGGUCCGUAACUGCAGCACUUUGUGUUAAUCCUACAGUUGAAACUUGUGAUUUCUGCACCAAACCGAGAGCUCGAGUGCUCGAGUUUUAGCUUCUAUGGUGUCAAAUAAAUGUUGACCUGUUUUAUGUUAGCAGUAAGUUAAAAAGUGUAAGUCAGAUUCCUGCAUAAACUCUUGUUUUCACACUGACAAUCACAUUAAAUAAUGGCAGAGCCAUGGGUUUCAUGUGUGUGAACCUUUAACUGACCGCACCGUUUCAUGAGACGCAGUUUAACACUCCAGAAUAAAAAUGAUAA
Molecule: messenger RNA, 2337 nt
Organism: Nematolebias whitei (Rio pearlfish)
Lineage: Eukaryota; Metazoa; Chordata; Actinopteri; Cyprinodontiformes; Rivulidae
Gene: npepl1
Product: aminopeptidase like 1
Exons: 12
Coding region: 8-1579 (523 amino acids)
Biological process (GO): proteolysis
Cellular component (GO): cytoplasm
Molecular function (GO): manganese ion binding; metalloaminopeptidase activity
Source: RefSeq, a predicted model, not a curated record